Molecule: messenger RNA, 951 nt
Organism: Electrophorus electricus (electric eel)
Lineage: Eukaryota; Metazoa; Chordata; Actinopteri; Gymnotiformes; Gymnotidae
Product: olfactory receptor 13C4-like
Biological process (GO): G protein-coupled receptor signaling pathway; detection of chemical stimulus involved in sensory perception of smell
Cellular component (GO): membrane
Molecular function (GO): G protein-coupled receptor activity; odorant binding; olfactory receptor activity
Source: RefSeq, a predicted model, not a curated record
AUGGUUGAAAAUGUUUCUAGAAAAAUUAUUACUGAAUUUGUUAUAACAGGUUUUGAUACUUUAGAAAAACCAACAAUUGUGGGUAUUAUCAUAUUCAUUAUAUACAUUGUUGUUAUGCUUGCCAACUUUGCAAAUAUAUACUUUAUUGUUUUGGAUAAACGACUGCACCAGCCAAUGUCUUUUAUCUGCAAUUUGGCAAUUGUAGACAUGCUCUACUCUACCAGCUCAUGUCCAACUAUGAUAGGUAUCCUUAUAGUUGGCUAUAAAUCUAUAUCGUAUGGACCAUGCAUUGUUCAGAUGUUUGCUUUUGGUUUAGGUUUUGUGAUGGAGCUGUUCACUAUUUCUGCCAUGGCAUUUGACCGUUUAAUUGCUAUACUCAAUCCCCUGAGGUAUCAUUCUAUUCUGACAAAUUUUCGUUCUGUUCUGCUCACUUUUUUGCUGUGGAUCGUGGGUUCUGCUUCUAUGGCCAUAGUUCCUGGUACAGUGCUACCUCUGCCAUUGUGUUACUCAAGUCUGAAGUUUGCUUUUUGUGAUUAUGCAGCUGUUGUAAGUGCAACUUGUAUAGAUCCAACUCCAUAUUUUAAUUUGAUUUCAAUGUGUUCCUUCAUACUUAUGAUUGGUUCUUUUAGUUUUAUUUGCAUGUCUUAUCUUAGGAUAGUUAUUACUGUCGUCAGAAUGAACUCAAAGGGUAACAAGAAAAAAGUGUUCAGUACUUGCUUAAGUCACUUGAUAGUUAUAGUCUGCUAUUACGGACCUAUCUUCAUACUAACAGGCCUAACCAGGAUUGGGUUAGCCUUAACAAUGGAGCAAAUACAUGGCUUGAGAGUUGGAACAAUUCUUGGUCCUUCAUUGGUAAAUCCUUUUGUAUACUGUUUUAGAACUAAAGAGAUCAGAAGUAAAAUAUUGAGAAUUAUAUCAAAAGUUGGUCCAGCCAAACAAAGAAGACAAUAA